GGGAUUGAAAAAUUAGCUAUCAAAAUGGAAAAUAAAACUAGCUCAGAAGUGCUUUCUCGCACAGAAAUCAACCAGCUAUCAAGAGCUGGAAGAGCCAUUGUCAUCUUUGAAGGCGAAGUCUAUGAUGCCACUGAUUUCAAGGGCACACAUCCAGGAGGGCCUAAAUUUAUUGAUGAUUAUGUGGGAAAAGAUAUGACAGAAGUUUUCUAUGAAGAAGAACAUACUAAGAUCGCCCUAAGAAUGCUAAAAGAUAUGAAAAUUGGUACCCUAGAAUUUUCCAAUAGCGACCAAGUCAGCCAGGACACUGUCACCUCUCACUCAAGAAUGGAAGAGAUUGAGGGUGAGGAAUGGAGAAAGAAGGUAAACCCUAAACUAGGAACAGUCUGGCAAGUGUUUACUAACCUGGACCAUGAAGAGUACAACAGCUUUAUUAAUGACCCUAAGCACCUUACACGUCCUGGAGAUGAACAUAUAAUGUUCGCUAACCCUGUGCUGGAGUUUUUCUCGAGAACUCCUUGGUACCAUGUAGCCCUAUUCUGGACCCCCAUUGCCUUGUAUAAGCUUUAUCAAGGAUCUUUUGAGCUGUCUCUUUUAGAAUAUCUGAUGACGAUAUUAUUUGCUAUAGUCAGCUGGACUUUUGCUGAAUACGCAUUGCAUCGUUUUAUCUUUCAUAUGGAAGUUUGGAUGCCUGAUAAUGCAUAUCUUCGUACGCUCCACUAUAUCUUCCACGGUAUCCAUCAUUCAUUCCCAAUGGAUCCGGAUAGGUUAGUGUUUCCUGUGACACUAGGGUUUAUCGCAUGGCAAAUCUUUCACUUUGCAUGGGUUCAUAUCUUUCCAGCAUGCAUGAUCAACACUUAUGCAGGCGGAUUUUUGAUGUCAUACAUGUUAUACGACCUGGGCCACUACUACUUUCAUCACAGUCAACCUCUAAAGAUAGUGGAGUACCGUAAGAAAUAUCAUAUGUAUCAUCAUUACAAGGAUCCAGAUAAUGGCUAUGGAAUCUCAACUAGCUUCUGGGACCAAAUUUUCGGUACAGAACUCAACAUGGCUAAAAAGCAAAAGUAAUUAUAACCUUUAUGGUAACAUAAGGGUCAUAAUCAAGAAUCAAUC
Messenger RNA from Moneuplotes crassus, 1110 nucleotides. NCBI's taxonomy places the organism in Eukaryota, Ciliophora, Spirotrichea, Euplotida, Euplotidae. The record is from the annotation of a GenBank genome assembly.